Pocillopora damicornis (cauliflower coral) is the source of this 988-nucleotide messenger RNA. RefSeq lists its product as uncharacterized. The record is from RefSeq and is a predicted model, not a curated record. Lineage: Eukaryota; Metazoa; Cnidaria; Anthozoa; Scleractinia; Pocilloporidae.
UACGUGAAGUGAGAGUCAAUGUUGGCGUGAAUUAACGCAUCAGAACUUAAAGGUUUUGUCAGCUGGGAUCAAAACAGUAUUUAACAACACGAUUUUGUUUCAGACGAUGUUAGAAGAAAGACUACGAAAGUUUGCUCAGGAGAACUUUAGCCAUAGAUACUAUCCUAUUCUUCAUGGAGAGUCUGAGAAAAUACAGCCACUAACGCUUGCUGUAAAAAGGACUCGGUCAUUAUGGAAGCGACCACGCGCAAAACAUGAAAUCAUAGUCCUUUCAGAAAUGGCGAAAUAUGUUCAAGGUGACAGAGAAGCUAAAGUGUUGCGUGAUUUCUUGGAAUCUCAAGUCAAAAAGGAAAUGUUUCAGUCCAAACCGACCAUUGAUAUGGGUAACAGUAGAGCUCAGGAGUGCAGUACAAGUGUUUCAGGAUAUCUGCAUGCAACCAUCAAGAUCAGUGGUGAUCAAAAAAUUCUAAAACUGGGUGCACUGAGCCAGAAAUACAUUGACGACCCAGAUCUCCGUGGAAUACUUGCAAAGACACCUUUAGAUUACAACAAAAUGAAAGGCUUUGAAGGGAAUGAACUGUUUUUAGUAACGUCUGUAAUUUCCAGCGAGAAAUUUCAACUUGAAGGAGAGAGAAACGAAAAGAUCGAGACUGAAGUUAAUGGUGAAUUGCCUUCGCAAACGGCGAGUCCCAUCUCCAGCUAUUUUUUUCCACGCAGAAAAGUGCAUUCUAGCUACUUCAGCUCAUUUUGUCCUCCAGAGAUGGCAUCCAGAACCUCCGCAGCGCCGAUCCUCUUCAAGUGUUGCCAUGUUGAUUACCUAAAGGAUGAAAACAGACUGGAAAUCCGGAAAGGAGAAUAUGUUGGUAAAACAGUUACCAAGGACGUGUUUGGCGGCUAUUCUACCAAAGAGGACCCGGAUUAUGAUAGCACCUACGUGGAAAUAUAUUCAGAUGAGACUAACCUAACAGGGUUCGUUUUAUGGUAUUAA